Messenger RNA from Saprolegnia diclina VS20, 1452 nucleotides. RefSeq lists its product as hypothetical. The record is from RefSeq and is a predicted model, not a curated record. Gene Ontology annotation, biological process: peptidyl-proline hydroxylation to 4-hydroxy-L-proline. Gene Ontology annotation, molecular function: iron ion binding; L-ascorbic acid binding; procollagen-proline 4-dioxygenase activity. Bases 24 to 1247 code for a protein of 407 amino acids. NCBI's taxonomy places the organism in Eukaryota, Oomycota, Saprolegniomycetes, Saprolegniales, Saprolegniaceae. Gene Ontology annotation, cellular component: endoplasmic reticulum. The transcript has 4 exons.
UGCCGCGUGGCGAGCAGAGCACCAUGGGCAAGCUUCUCCAUGCACUGAUCGUCCUCGUCGCCGUCGCUGGCUACUACUACAGCGAGCUCCUCCAGCAUCACGUGCUUGCGCCCGUCGCGCGAUCGCUGCAGAUGGACAUGCGGUUGCCGACGCCGUCGCCGGUCGGCAGUCCCUACGACGCCGCUGCGUGCGCCGCCGCCGCGUCGGCCCACUUGACGGACGUCCUUCCGGUCCAAGGCUUCCAUGUGCUUUGCAUCCGCAAGACGACGCACGAUACCGUGCAAGGUCUGGCGUACAAGGAAGGCCUUGCGACGGCGGCGCCACUGCCGUUUGAGACCGCGCUCGACCUGGGCGCACUCCGCGCCGAGCUCGAGUCGCUGCUACAGAUUGCGCUUCCGUCGAGCGACAUUGAGAAAAAGUACAAGCAGCGCUGGGCUUUCUUCUCAGCACGCGGCGACCGCCUGUGGCAGCUCAGCCAGAUCCACGCUGCGUCGAUCGUCUAUGUGUUUGAAGGCGGUCAGUUCAUUUGGCCGGGUAUCCGCGUUGGCCAUAAGCGCACAGUCCCGAACCUCCACGGGCUUGGCGACGUCGUGCUCGAGACGCUCGCGAUGACGCCGCUCGUCUUUUCGGUCGAAGAGUUUUUGCGCGACGAUGAAAUCGACGUGAUCCUCGACCUCUCGAUGGAGCACUUGGCGCCUUCGGGUGUGACGCUCCAGGACGGGGACGCUGGCAAGCCCGCGACCGAGUGGCGCACGAGCACGACGUACUUUCUACCGUCGCACCGCCACGCGCUCGUGGAGGGCAUCGAUAAGCGCGUGGAGGACCUCGUCAAAGUCCCAAUCUCGCACCAAGAAGACGUCCAAGUGCUGCGCUACGAGGAGACGCAAAAGUACGAUCACCACACGGAUUACUUUCCCGUCGAGAGCUACCAGAACUCGCCAGAUGUGGUCGAAAGCAUCCACCACGGCUAUAAGAACCGCAUGAUCACAGUAUUUUGGUACAUGUCGGACGUUGCCAGCGGCGGGCACACGAUAUUCCCGCGCGCCGGCGGCCUCCCACAGCCCGACUCGAUGAAGGACUGCACAAAAGGUCUCAAGGUCGCACCCAAGAAGCGCAAGGUCGUCGUCUUUUACAGCAUGCUCGCAAACGGCGUCAACGACCCCAUGAGCCUCCACGGCGGGUGCCCGGUCCUUGAUGGCAUCAAGUACUCUGGCAACAAGUGGGUCUGGAACAAGCCCCGCUACUAGUUUCUCCAUCGAGACAAGCCAUUUGCAGUAUCAACUUGAUAGAUAUACGUCGGCGUGCGGCUUUCACAGCGUUUCGAGGGCUAGGGUAGGGGUCGGGUUACUAAUAUAUCGACGCAACAGGGGUGGUUCGUUCGGGAUGCCUCCAAUCGAUGCCACUAGUAUUAUCGUCGUCGUCGGUCGCCAAGAAACAAGACAAUAUUGUGCA